Canariomyces notabilis is the source of this 510-nucleotide messenger RNA. RefSeq lists its product as uncharacterized. The coding region runs from base 1 to 510 and encodes 169 amino acids. The record is from RefSeq and is a predicted model, not a curated record. Lineage: Eukaryota; Fungi; Ascomycota; Sordariomycetes; Sordariales; Chaetomiaceae. The transcript has a single exon.
AUGUUUUACGGCUCGCCCAGUUCGACGAGCAGCAGCUCCAGCUCGACUCCCAGCUCCGGGUCCAGUUCCUUCACAUCCCCCUACUCCUCGUACAGAAGCAUCUCAUCACCCAUGGACAUCGCACCAAGCCCAUUCUCGACAAGAGGCCCGGACGCGAGCUGCGCUUUCCCGUCGUGGCCGCGGCGGAGCUCCUUCUGCGAGUACGAUGCGUCGGAACUGAGCGCAACCUCAUACAUCUCGGACGAGGACCUCUUCUACGAAGACGACAUCCGCAGCGACUCCAGUCACGGCAGCGCCUCGCCGGUACAUUCACCACCGGUACCAGCCCUCACCGAGCUCGACAUCCUCGAGCUGCAGCGAGAGCGUGCAGCCUACCAGCAAGAGGUGAUGAAGCUUCUCCUGCUUGAGAAGGACCGCCGGCGGCAACAGGCAAAGAGGCGCUCCAGCUCAUCAUCCAAAAAGACCAAGAACAAGCUCAAGGCCAUGACGCCCAUCGCCGAGGCCGAGUGA